AUGGCUGAAAAGCCAAAUACCACCGCACCCAUGCCCACCACAGCCACGCCCAUGGCCCUCGAGGCCCAAUCGCAAAAUUCACUCAGAAAGAUUGACACCAAAGCUUCGGAGAUAUACGACAACAUACCUAUGUGGCGGAAAUGCAUUGUCGUCUUCGUGUUGAGUUGGUCAGUAUUGAGUGCUAGUUUCUCCAGCACGUCACUGCUCAGUGCAAGCACGGAGAUUGCACGGGAUCUUCAGACAACAGAGCAAGUAGCCAAGUUGUCGACAUCGGGACUAGUGUUUGCCAUGGGUCUCUCGCCGUUGAUCUGGUGUCCAAUUGCACGAAUAAUCGGAAGACGAAUGGCGUAUACUGCGUGCCUUGCAGUCUUGAUGGGCUUCACGGUGGGUGCAGCACUCGCGCCCAGUGCGAAGAUCUAUGUGACCAUGCGCAUCAUGGCCGGAAUACAAGGCUGCUACUUCCAUGUUGCUGGACAGACAAUACUCGCUGAGUAUUUCCCGCCUGUGCAACGAGGAACUGCCAACGGCUUCUUCCUGGCGGGCAAUACACUUGGACCUCCUCUAGGGCCUUUAGUCGCGGGGAUCAUGAUGACCUACACAACCUGGCGCAGUAUCAUGUGGCUCCAAGUUGCCAUGAUUGGUGUGGCGUUCGUUCUCGCUGUCAUUUUCGUCCCGGCGGGCAGGUUAGAUCAGCCAGGCCUGGCGUUGAAUCUGAGAGGCUGGCAGGCUGUGGCGACGUUCAACCCUCUCCCCGUGUUCAAGCAGAUGCGUUAUCCGAACAUCUCCCUCACGCAUCUAAGCUGCGGAUUCCUGAGCUGGUCGCAAUACUCGGUACUGUCAGCACCACGACAUAUACUGAGCACGCGUUUUCUCUUGACAUCCCCAAUCUCGUCCGGCUUGUUCUAUAUCGCGCCUGCGACUGGCUUUCUCCUGGGCACUGUCGUGGGCGGGCGCUACUCGGACAUGACAGUGCGAAAGUGGAUUGACAGACGUGGCGAGCGCCUUCCCCAGGAUCGGUUGAAUAGCGGCAUGUUAGCCUUCUUUGUCAUCAUACCACUGGCUUCAUUGCUAUAUGGAUGGGGUCUGCAGUGCAAUAGCUGCUCAACCGAAAAAGUGGGACUGGCAUUACCCAUAGUAACCAGCUUCUUUACUGCGGCUGGGCUCCUUGCUGCGUUUGCCAGCUUGAACACAUAUUGCGCAGAAGCAAUACCAAAAAAACGCGGCGAAGUCAUCGCAGGCAAAUAUAUAGUUCAGUACACGUUCGCGGCGCUUGCGACCUCUCAAUCUAUUCCUUUGAUGCAAGCUGUUGGAGUCGGGCCAGCUUCCACAAUUGGUGUGAUCUUGGUCCUCAUCGCUGGAUGUCUUACAUUCUUAACUGCGAAAUAUGCUUCUUCGAUGGAGGCAUGGGCGGACGAUACGCAAGAGAGCACCAAACAGGCACCGUGGCCUCAGUGA
Molecule: messenger RNA, 1455 nt
Organism: Dothidotthia symphoricarpi CBS 119687
Lineage: Eukaryota; Fungi; Ascomycota; Dothideomycetes; Pleosporales; Dothidotthiaceae
Product: putative MFS transporter
Exons: 6
Coding region: 1-1455 (484 amino acids)
Biological process (GO): transmembrane transport
Molecular function (GO): transmembrane transporter activity
Source: RefSeq, a predicted model, not a curated record